This is a messenger RNA of Oncorhynchus keta (chum salmon), 683 nucleotides long. It is a transcript of the gene ss18l2, whose product is annotated as ss18, like 2. The coding region runs from base 325 to 582 and encodes 85 amino acids. NCBI's taxonomy places the organism in Eukaryota, Metazoa, Chordata, Actinopteri, Salmoniformes, Salmonidae. The transcript is spliced from 4 exons. Gene Ontology annotation, cellular component: nucleus. Gene Ontology annotation, biological process: positive regulation of transcription by RNA polymerase II. Gene Ontology annotation, molecular function: transcription coactivator activity. The record is from RefSeq and is a predicted model, not a curated record.
ACAUAUUCGACUAAGAAAUACACGAAAAUCCGUUUCCACUAGUUACCACAGCCGCAAAGUCAUGAUGGCUAUAUCGUAAAAAAUCAUAAAAACAAAAAUGGACUUUUGGGUCAUAAUUGAAGGUUCGGGUUAGGUUUAAAAUUAGUGGUUAAGAAGAUAAAUUGUACAAAUGGGCGGGUUUUAUGACUUCGUGGCUGUGGUAAGGUGACGACCGAAAAUCCCAGGCAGUACGAGCAAAGAUGGUGGAUGUCCUCUAGCUAGCUAAUAUUAGCCCAGUCGUAGUCACAGCCACUGUCUAACGUUUGUCAUUCAAUGUAACUCAAAAUGUCUGUUGCUUUUGUACCGAAAAGACAUAGAGGAAAAGCUCAGAUCAACCAAGAAACCAUCCAAAGAUUACUGGACGAAAAUGACCAGCUGGUAAGGUGCAUCACAGAGUACAUGCAAAAAGGACGCGCAAUGGAAUGUGUACAAUAUCAACAGAUCUUGCACCGCAACAUUGUUUACCUGGGAACCAUAGCAGACGCCAGCCAAACUUGGCUCCAACCACAAACAUCCCCACCAAUGGAGAGGCACCAACAUUGACAGCCCAGAAUGGACAUAAAGCUAUCAUACAUAUUAGGCAAUUUCUUCUGAAUUGAUUCACAUAAUUUUAUUGAAAAUAAAUUUUGCAAUUUUUUUCCUGA